Molecule: messenger RNA, 2953 nt
Organism: Drosophila novamexicana
Lineage: Eukaryota; Metazoa; Arthropoda; Insecta; Diptera; Drosophilidae
Product: glycogen phosphorylase
Exons: 4
Coding region: 209-2737 (842 amino acids)
Biological process (GO): glycogen catabolic process
Cellular component (GO): cytoplasm
Molecular function (GO): glycogen phosphorylase activity; pyridoxal phosphate binding
Source: RefSeq, a predicted model, not a curated record
CAGCGAACGGUUGUUUUUUUGGUCGCGCGCAUCGUUCCCGUCUUCGCUGUUUCGCGUAUUUAAUUCGUCUUAUAGUUUUUCCUACACGCACCCACGCAGCAGCAGCAGCAGCAGCGGCAGAGGCAGAGGCAGAGGCAGAGCAAGUGACAGGCAGAUAGAAAACCCGUGAAGCAACUACCUCAGUUAGCAGCAGAGAGUCGAAGGCGCAAUGUCGAAGCCACAAUCGGACGCGGAUCGCAGGAAGCAGAUAUCGGUGCGCGGCAUCGCUGAGGUGGGCAACGUAACCGAGGUGAAGAAGAACUUCAAUCGCCAUUUGCACUACACCCUCGUCAAGGAUCGCAAUGUGGCCACACUGCGCGACUAUUACUUUGCGCUGGCCAACACUGUCAAGGACAACAUGGUCGGACGCUGGAUACGCACACAGCAGCACUAUUACGAGAAGGAUCCCAAGCGCGUCUACUACCUGUCGCUGGAGUACUACAUGGGCAGAUCGUUGACCAACACCAUGAUCAACUUGGGCAUUCAGAGCGAAUGCGAGGAGGCCAUGUACCAGCUGGGUCUGGACAUUGAGAAUCUGGAGGAGAUGGAGGAGGAUGCCGGCCUGGGCAAUGGCGGUCUGGGUCGCUUGGCCGCCUGUUUCCUCGACUCGAUGGCCACGCUGGGCCUGGCUGCCUAUGGCUAUGGCAUACGCUAUGAGUACGGCAUCUUCGCCCAGAAGAUCCGGAACGGUGAGCAGGUGGAGGAGCCCGAUGAUUGGCUGCGCUUUGGCAAUCCCUGGGAGAAGGCACGCCCCGAAUUCAUGCUGCCCAUCAAUUUCUAUGGUCGCGUUAUCGAUACGCCCGAGGGCAAGAAGUGGGUGGACGCGCAGAAGGUCUAUGCCAUGCCCUACGACAAUCCCAUACCCGGCUACAACAACAACCAUGUGAACACGCUGCGUCUGUGGUCCGCCAAGUCGCCCGUCGACUUCAAUCUGAAGUUCUUCAACGAUGGCGACUACAUUCAGGCCGUGCUGGAUCGUAAUCUGGCCGAGAACAUCUCGCGUGUGCUGUAUCCCAACGAUAACUUCUUCGAGGGCAAGGAGCUGCGUCUGAAGCAGGAGUACUUCAUGUGCGCCGCCACGCUGCAGGACAUCAUUCGCCGGUACAAGGCCUCCAAGUUCGGGUCGCGCGAGGCGGUGCGCACGAACUUCGAACACUUCCCCGAAAAGGUGGCCAUCCAGCUGAACGAUACGCAUCCCUCGCUGGCCAUACCCGAACUGAUGCGCAUCCUGGUCGAUGAGGAGCAUCUGGAGUGGGAGAAGGCCUGGGAUAUUGUGGUGCGCUCCUGCGCCUACACCAAUCACACGGUGCUGCCGGAGGCCCUGGAACGCUGGCCCGUCUCCAUGCUGGAGUCCAUACUGCCGCGUCACUUGCAGAUCAUCUACCACAUUAACUUCCUGCACAUGGAGAAUGUGAAGAAGAAGUUCCCCGAGGAUCUGGACCGCAUGCGUCGCAUGUCGCUCGUCGAGGAGGAUGGCGACAAGCGCAUCAAUAUGGCCCAUCUGUCGAUCGUUGGCUCCCAUGCGGUCAACGGCGUGGCGGCCAUACACUCGCAGAUCCUGAAGGACACGCUGUUCCGCGACUUCUACGAAAUGGAUCCCAAGAAGUUCCAGAACAAGACGAACGGCAUUACGCCACGCCGUUGGCUGCUGCUCUGCAAUCCGGGCCUGUCCGAUCUCAUUGCCGAGAAGAUCGGCGACGAGUGGCCCGUGCAUUUGGAUCAGCUGAUCGCCCUCAAGAAGUGGGCCAAGGAUCCCAACUUCCAGCGCAAUGUGGCGCGCGUCAAGCAGGAGAACAAGCUGAAGCUGGCCACCAUUCUGGAGAAGGAGUACGGCAUCAAGGUCAAUCCAGCCUCCAUGUUCGACAUUCAGGUGAAGCGCAUCCACGAGUACAAGCGCCAGCUGCUCAACUGCCUGCACAUCAUCACACUGUACAAUCGCAUCAAGAAGGAUCCGACCGCCAAUUUCACGCCGCGCACCAUCAUGAUCGGCGGCAAGGCUGCUCCGGGCUACUAUGUGGCCAAGCAGAUCAUCAAGCUGAUCUGUGCCGUUGGCAAUGUGGUCAACAAUGAUCCCAUUGUUGGCGACAAGCUGAAGGUUAUCUUCCUGGAGAACUAUCGCGUCACGCUCGCCGAAAAGAUUAUGCCCGCUGCUGACUUGUCCGAGCAGAUCUCGACGGCUGGCACUGAAGCCUCCGGCACCGGCAACAUGAAGUUCCAGCUUAACGGCGCCCUAACCAUUGGCACUCUGGACGGCGCCAAUGUUGAAAUGGCCGAGGAGAUGGGCAUGGACAACAUUUUCAUCUUUGGCAUGAAUGUCGUUGAGGUGGAGGCACUCAAGGCUAAGGGCUACAAUGCCUACGACUACUACAAUGCCAAUGCCGAGGUCAAGCAGGUCAUCGAUCAAAUCCAGGGCGGUUUCUUCAGUCCCGGCAAUCCGAACGAGUUCAAGAACAUUGCGGACAUACUGCUCAAAUACGAUCACUACUUCUUGUUGGCCGAUUUCGAUGCCUACCUCAAGGCACAGGAUCUGGUAUCCAAGACCUAUCAGAACCAGGCCAAAUGGCUGGAGAUGUCCAUCAACAAUAUUGCCUCCAGUGGCAAAUUCUCAUCGGAUCGCACAAUUGCCGAAUAUGCCCGCGAAAUUUGGGGCGUUGAGCCCACCUGGGAGAAGCUGCCCGCACCGGAGGAUCAGCAAUAAAUCAAUUUUAACAAUUUUUGAUAUUAUAUAUUUUAUUAUUUGUGUGCUUUACUUUUGUUAAAGUCCCAUUUUAGGAGCCAAAUGCAACAACAACAAACAAUUGAAAAAGAAAUGAGAUAUGACAGAAAUGAAUUAAGCUAGCGCUAAGAUGUAAACAUCGAUCGGGCUCAUUGUUAAAUAUUAAAUAUCUUAUUUAAUAAAUUUUAAACAAAUCCA